Molecule: messenger RNA, 1170 nt
Organism: Symsagittifera roscoffensis
Lineage: Eukaryota; Metazoa; Xenacoelomorpha; Acoela; Convolutidae
Exons: 3
Coding region: 1-957 (318 amino acids)
Biological process (GO): signal transduction; regulation of establishment of bipolar cell polarity; establishment of mitotic spindle orientation
Cellular component (GO): spindle
Source: RefSeq, a predicted model, not a curated record
AUGUUGCCACCUGAAGUGACGAGUGUGAACAAGUACAGUGACAGUCUCUCUUCAAACCACUCCAAUGGGGGAGGGGGAGGGGGGCAUUCCUCUUCUUCCACCCCUGCCCAACUGGUGCCUCUCACAGUUCAACUGUUCGAAUUCACUCAUCUGAUGGUCUAUCAGCACUACAUCACUUCUGCUUACUGCAGACUCUGCUGUCUGGUCGACAACUUAACCCUAGUUGCCAACUACCAAAUCAGAGAGGCCUUCACUGACGAAGAAAUGCGAGGAUCCAAAAAACGACUGGAGACCUUGAGUGAGGUUGCCGACAAGACCGAAAUAAUCUGGCACUCCAUGCGCUGGCUCCUCGACAUCCUCCAGCAGAACCGGAUGGCCAGAAACAAACUUGGAAUCCACUUAAAAACACUCCUGGACACUACGACAAACGUCGUCGACAACUCGGCCCUGAAAACAUCGCAGUCCCAAAACUCCCUGCCAAACGGAAGCCAGAAACAUUUUGUACCUGGAGUUUCAAAUAGUGGGAGCCAGUCGCAUCUUUCGAAUGCUUUACGAAACAUGUCACAAAAUCAGCUGUCAUCUAACAUCACAAACGUGUCUUCAAAACCGCAAAGUUCGAAAUGUAUAGUUUUGCAAGUUUUUCCACGUUUUAACUGCGGGCUUCCACGAGGAACGUCGGUUCGAGUCGUGAUUAACUCGAAAGCUACGUGUAAAGAUGUCGUGCAACUUGUCGUGUCGGAACUUUCGAAGGUUGCUCUGAGUCAUAACCCGCUACUAACUUGGGACGCCAACCCAGAUCUUUUCCAACUUUGUGUUCUUUUCGGAGAUAAUAUGGAACAGACGCUACCAGAACAUCUACCACCGGUGCACAGCGUCGAUUAUCACCCAAACUCAGUUAAAUAUAUUGUAAAGUUAAAAACUAAUGCCAAUUUUUUUUCCAAGUACUCUGACAUAUGACCAAUUAUUUAGUUAUACAAUUUGGUAGAGACAUUAAUGUUGCUAUUCUUUUUCAAUUUUAAUUCGAUUUGAGUUUUAUGUUUAUAUAAUUCUCUUUUUGGUGGCUGCAAGAUUGAACAAAUGCUUUACUGACCUUGUCGGGUGUAGAGAUAAUUAAGCGCAAUUUAUGAAUAAAUGAAAGUGAGGUUUAAGUAUGAUGGGUCCACAAAUGCA